AUGGCAACGUUUCUUGAAAAAAAUGGAGUUUGCUUUGAAAAAAAAAAUACCGUUCAAGUUGAUCGUGAAGAUGUAAUCUCGAUAUUCGAUCAUAGGAUCAGAGUUCCAAUAACUAAACGAUCAAAUAUUUCUGAAGAAACCUGGCAAAAUGCUAUUUCUGAUAAUAGAGCUUUAAUCGUUGUUCAUAGAAAUCAAAACAACCCAUGUUCAGGUGCAAAAUUUCUCGAUGCGACUAACGAUAUCGCUCACAUUAUCGGCAUGAUGUAUAAUAUUCUCUUAAGAGAAUAUAACAGAAACUUACCAGUAGCAAUACAAUAUGAUUCAUUCCCUAGGUUAGUUUCUCGUUCGAAGGUAGACAGUUUUACUAGGAAUCGAUUAGAAAGAAGGAUCGCAGUUUACGGCAUAGAAAUGAAACAUAUAAAUUUACUAAUAAUCUUUAAAAAUAAUCGUAACGCUCGAGUUCAUAGGGAAUGUUGGAAUUUUAAUCCAAAUAUAUCAAGGUUAAAUCAGCAAUAA
Rhizophagus irregularis DAOM 181602=DAOM 197198 is the source of this 516-nucleotide messenger RNA. RefSeq lists its product as uncharacterized. NCBI's taxonomy places the organism in Eukaryota, Fungi, Glomeromycota, Glomeromycetes, Glomerales, Glomeraceae. The record is from RefSeq and is a predicted model, not a curated record.